AUGGUGCGCAAACUUAUAUAUCAGUUAACACUAAUUGUAAUCAACAUACAUCAAAUAAUAUGUGUGCAUAUGAGACGACCAAUCUACAAUAUCGGUCAUAUGGUGAACACAAUUGACCAGGUGGACAGUUAUAUUGAAAAGGGUGCGAACGCCAUCGAGGUUGACGUCCAGUUUGUGGCCGACGGCACACCCGUCCACAUGUUUCACGGCAUUCCCUGCGAUUGUCUCCGCGAUUGUAGCAAAUGGUCACCAUUUGAACAGUACAUACAACACAUACGUGACAUCUCUACACCCGACCACAUUAAAUAUAAGGAGCGUUUUGUGCUAUUAAUACUGGACCUCAAAACUGAAAACAUGCCGCCAAUUAUUAAAAGUAUGGCCGGAGAAAAGCUAUUUAACUCGUUGUUAGAGCACCUAUUUAACCAUGGUUACGUGCUGACCAGGGUCAAUAUCUUACUCACGAUACAACGGGUCACCGACGAGCCCCUUAUGGACGGCUUUAUACACGCCAUGGAUAGUCUCGGGUUAAGUCACUUAAACAAACACAUUGGUUGGGACGUCAGCGCCAAUGAAGCGCUGGAUGUCAUAAGUACAAUGUAUCACAGACGGCUACCCCGUACGGCCAAUGUAUGGCAGAGCGACGGCAUAACCAAUUGUGUCAGUUUUAUUUACCCGACGGACAGACUCCGGGCGGCCAUACAAUUGCGCGACCAGUUUCGCAGGCCAUACAUGACCAAAGUGUACCGGUGGACAAUUGACAUGCCAUUUGUGGCCAGGGACACUUUUAGGCUAGGUGUAGAUGGCAUACUGACAAACUACCCUGACCGAAUAGCCACCAUAUUAAACGAGGACGAAUUUUACAAUGAUCUACGUCUGGCCAAUCACACGGAUGAUCCCUGGGCUAGAUAUGAUGGCCCACAUCGAUUGAGUCCGCCGACAAAUCACCUACAACGAUUGCACAAUUUAUACUCUAUAAUAAUUAGUUUAGGUAGGAAUUAA
Medioppia subpectinata is the source of this 999-nucleotide messenger RNA. NCBI's taxonomy places the organism in Eukaryota, Metazoa, Arthropoda, Arachnida, Sarcoptiformes, Oppiidae. The record is from the annotation of a GenBank genome assembly.